Molecule: messenger RNA, 1719 nt
Organism: Polyodon spathula (Mississippi paddlefish)
Lineage: Eukaryota; Metazoa; Chordata; Actinopteri; Acipenseriformes; Polyodontidae
Product: tripartite motif-containing protein 16-like protein
Exons: 6
Coding region: 1-1719 (572 amino acids)
Molecular function (GO): protein binding; zinc ion binding
Source: RefSeq, a predicted model, not a curated record
AUGUCAGCUGCUCAGCCUGCUUCUCUAAACCUGUCUUCAGUCUCAGAGCUGGCUUCAAACUUCUGGUCAGAGGACAAGUUUAGCUGUCUGGUGUGUUUGGAUCUAUUGAAGGACCCAGUGGCUAUUCCAUGUGGACACAGUUACUGUAUGGGGUGCAUUAAGAACUGCUGGGAUCAGACUGAUCACACAGCAGUCUACAGCUGCCCCCGGUGCAGAGAGACCUUUACCUCAAGGCCUGUUCUGGGCAGGAACACCAUGCUGGUUGAAGUUGUUGGAGAAUUCAAAAGGAGAAGACUCAAUCCUCCUCCUGCUCAAGGCUAUGCUGGACCUGGAGAUGUGCCAUGUGAUUUCUGCACUGGGAGAAAGUUCAAAGCUGUAAACUCAUGUUUGACAUGCCUGUCCUCUCACUGCCAAACUCAUGUCAAGCCACACCUUGAAGCUGCUGCAUUGACAAGGCACAAACUGAUCGACGCAACUGGAAAUCUGGAGCAGAAGAUUUGUGCAGAAUACCAGAAGGUUUUGGAGGUCUUCUGCAGAACUGAUCAGUCGUGUAUUUGUGUGCUGUGUAUAGACAAGGAACACAAGAGCCAUGAUAUAGUCUCAGCUGUAGCUGGGAGACAGGAGAAGCUGGGAGAGACACAGACAGAACUAGAACUGAGAAUCCAGGAGGGACUGAAAGAAUUGGAGGAGCUGAAACAGGCUGUGGAGUCAUUGAAAAGAUCUUCACAGAGAGAAAUACAUGAAACUGAGAAGAUCUUUACUCAGCUGAUCCGAUCUAUUGAGAAGAUCCGCUCUGAGGUCACUGAGCUGAUUGGAGCGAAGGAGAAGGCUGCAGUGAAUCAGGCUGAAGGACUCAUGAAGAAACUAGAGCAGGAGAUUGCUGAGCUGAAACAGCUUUCAGAGACAGAGGAUCACAUUUAUUUUCUACAGAAUUUCCAGUCUCUCUCUGCCCCUCCUGUAACUGGAAUCUUACCUAGUGCUACUGUCAAUCCAGAUGUCUCUUUUGAGUCUGUGAGGAAAGCUGUGUCUCAACUUAAAGAGCAUAUUGAGGACUUCUGCAAGGGGGAGUUAGUCAAAAUCACCAAAACAGUGAAUGAAGUUGAAGUUUACAGCCUGCAGGAACCAAGGACCAGAACUGAGUUUUUAAAAUAUUCCAGAUGGCUCACUCUGGACCCCAACACAAUGCAUAGAUACCUCCAUCUGUAUGAAGGUAACAGAAAAGUGAUAUGCAGGAAGGGACAUAAUCACCCAUAUCCUGAUCACCCAGAGAGAUUUGACUACAUGGAACAAGUGCUUUGCAGAGAGGGUUUGUCUGGGACUCGCUGCUACUGGGAGAUUGAGUGGAGUGGGGGAGGGGCUGCUAUAGGAGUCACAUAUAAAGGAAUCAGCAGGAAAGGAGCAGAUCGUUCCUGUAGCCUUGGAUACAAUGACAAGUCCUGGAGUUUGUUGUGCUCUGGUUCCAGUUACUUAGCCCAGCACAAUAACAAAUACACUGCAAUAACUGCCCCCCGCUCCCCCAGAAUAGGAGUGUAUCUGGACUUUAUUGCCGGCACUCUGUCAUUUUAUGGAGUCUCUGGAGACACAAUGACCCUCCUUCACAGAUUCCAAACCACAUUCACUGAGGAGACACUCUAUCCUGCAUUUGGGCCUAUGUCUGGGUCUGGGUGUAUGACUUAUUGUUCUGGUUCCAGUGUAACAAUCUGCAAUCAGCUGGAGUAG